AUGUGAUAGCUCUUUUUCCAGUCUCGUGACACGAAAGUGAUGAUUACAGAGACAAAAUCUAUUCUGAUCCGCUAAAGUCUAAGAAAUAAAAAAACAUGCAAGCACCACAAGUAUCUCUUAAGGUUAUAUUUACCGUUCAUUUCGUAUUAACAGUAUGGUCUGGUAUGUGCGUUUUUCCAACAUCGUACUUGUUGACACAAGGAGUAAUUUUGGCUUUUGAAUUCUGGGCUAUUGUUAACAGUGAAAAUCCAGAACCUAUUCAAAUGGGUUUACUAACUCAAUUAGUUAGCAUCGUUUUGGAUAUUGUUAUGAUAUCUGUUCAUUCAAAUAACUAUAAUUAUAGUUUAGCCCGUUUUUGCCUUGCCAUGGCCGUAAUUAAUUUAAUCAUUAAGCCUUUUACCGGCUUUGUUUUAUAUCGUAUUUAUCAAGAAAGAGGGGGUACCCAACCAGGACAGUAUGAAAAUAUUGAUCAGAGAAACGAGAUAGAAACAGCUUCCCCACACGAAAUUAUUGAUAAAGUACCUUAG
This is a messenger RNA of Dimorphilus gyrociliatus, 527 nucleotides long. The record is from the annotation of a GenBank genome assembly. Lineage: Eukaryota; Metazoa; Annelida; Polychaeta; Dinophilidae.